Onychomys torridus (southern grasshopper mouse) is the source of this 3191-nucleotide messenger RNA. It is a transcript of the gene Znf672, whose product is annotated as zinc finger protein 672. Gene Ontology annotation, molecular function: RNA polymerase II cis-regulatory region sequence-specific DNA binding; DNA-binding transcription factor activity. NCBI's taxonomy places the organism in Eukaryota, Metazoa, Chordata, Mammalia, Rodentia, Cricetidae. Gene Ontology annotation, biological process: regulation of transcription by RNA polymerase II. The record is from RefSeq and is a predicted model, not a curated record. The transcript is spliced from 3 exons. Bases 774 to 2183 code for a protein of 469 amino acids.
GGCCUCAAGGCCGGGCGGGCGGGGCCGCGACCCUCGACGGCCGCCGUCUCCCGUCAACCCGGGGUCGAGCGGCCGGACCGGAGGGCGACGGACGGCGCAGGCGCGGCGGGCCAGUGCGCCUGCGCAGGCCGCUUAGGACGGCGGUGCUGUCCGGCCGCGCGCCCGUGAAGUCGUCCGCCCGACGGAGCGGGUCACGGGCCGCCGACAGCCUCGGGCCUGCAGGGACGGCCUCGGGAGCCCCAGAGGAAGCGGGUGCUGCGCGCCGUGUUGCCAUAGUGCCUCCGCGCCCCGCAGUUUCGCGUCACUCGGGGGUCACGGGCGCACGCCUGUGGCUAAGGAAGGGCCGCGUGCGCCUCCGCGGUGGGAAAGGGUUCUGGGGGCCGAACGGGAACGCCACAAAGGCAGCAAUGGGAUAGGAUAGCAGUCGGCCGGUAGGCCCCCGAGUCAGGGUCGGCCUAAAUAAGGACAGCCCUGAAGAGUUAAGUCGCGAGUGCCGCACGACUUGAGUUCUCAGGUUUCUACCCCAGGAACUUUGGCUCAUGUAAUGGGAUGAGCCAGAGUUGUUGCAGCCAGUGCUGAACUCAGGGUGACCUCCCUGCAGGGAUCACAAUGAUGAGUCCAGCUGCUGCCUGCCGUUGGAACAGCAGGGACAUCUGCUCUUGAAAGAAGAAACCCAAGAAUCUGCAGACCAGUUUUCAAGGCCACAGCCUUUUCCCCUCUGGUACUUUCCAGACCUUAAAACUAGAAAUUACUGACUGGGAAAGGUGGACAUCAUGUUCACAGCGCCUGGCGUGGCGGCGGUGGGGGGAAGGCCUUAUUCCUGCAGUGAGUGUGGCAAAAGCUUUCGGUACAGUGCAGUGCUGCUGCGCCACGAACGUGCCCAUGGUGGUGACAAACGUUUCCGCUGUCUAGAGUGUGGUGAACGCUGUGCUCGAGCCUCAGACUUGCGUGCACACAGGCGGACCCAUGCUGGCCAGACCCUCUACGUCUGCAGUGAGUGUGGCCAGAGCUUCAGUCACAACAGCCUGCUGGACCUACACUUGGGGACACACCGAAGGCGUAGUAGCCACACCCGCCCUUGCCGCCUCUGUGGCCGUCGCUUCCCUCACAUCCCUGCACUACUGCUGCAUCGGGUCCGUCAGCACCCACCUGAGAAGCCCCACCGCUGCCCUCUGUGUGCCCGCUCCUUUCGGCAGAGUGCUCUUCCUUUUCAUCUGGCACGGGUGCACCCCCCAGAGACCACCACUGCCACUGCUCCUUCCCCCAGCCCGCUGCACCACUGUACACAGUGCCCACGGGCCUUCCAUAGCAGUGCUGGGCUGCGGAACCAUUCCCGCAUCCACGUCGUCCUCAGCCUCAGCGACCCUGGCGCCGAGGCCCACCAAUGUGGUGUGUGUGGUAAGAGUUUCAGCAAGAGUUCCACGCUCACACGACACCUCCAGAGGCACUCCGGGGAGAAGCCCUACAAGUGCCCUGAGUGUGGCAAGGGCUUCCUGGAGAGUGCCACGCUGGUACGGCACCAGCGAACGCACACUGGAGAAAAGCCAUAUGCAUGUAGCGACUGCGGUCGCUGCUUUAGCGAGAGCUCCACACUGCUGCGCCAUCAGCGCAGCCACCAGGGUGAACGGCCCCACGUGUGCCCUACUUGCGGCAAGGGCUUUGGACAGCGAUAUGACCUUGUGGUGCACCAGCGCAGCCACACGGGGGAGAGGCCUUUCCCAUGCCCAGAGUGCGGCCGGGGCUUCACAGACCGCUCAGACCUCACCAAACACCUGCGCACACACACUGGGGAAAAGCCUUAUCACUGUGAGCUGUGUGGCAAGCGAUUCACCUGCAUCUCCAACCUCAAUGUGCAUUUACGCAAUCAUGCCGGCCAUAAACCACAUAAGUGCCCAGAGUGUGGCAAGUCCUUCAGUGUUGCUUCCAAGCUUGCACUGCACAGAAAAACACACCUAGGUGAGAGGACAGCAGAGUGCACGGAGUGUGGCAAAUUCUUUAGCCAUGGCCGAUCUCUGUCACAGCACCAGCGUUCCCAUAGACGUGCUAGAGCAGCUGCAAUAGCAGCCACUACCACCACUGCUGUAGUCACUGAGGUGACAGUAGGUCCUCCCCUUGCCCUCACAGGGCCAACCCAACAGGAGAGAUCAGGGCUCUUAGUGUCUCCAUUUCAGGAAACUUGCUAAGAGGGCCCCAUAAGGUGGCUGGAGGAAAAGGGCAGUUCAGAUGGUUUGGAAACCAGACCUACUACUGUUGCAUUGUUGCUAGGUACUCACCUAGGUUGCCUUGUCUAAACCAAGAUCCCUAACAGCUCUUCCAUCAUCCAUCCUUGUAUUCCCUAGCUCAAAGUCCCAGGAGUCAAGGUACCAGUACCACAGCCCUAUGCAAGACAGACCAGGUGUUUGUGUUCUAUUGCUCCCACUCUGCUCUCCUUUGUUGGUGUUGGGCCUGAGCUCUUCUUUCUUGGCUCUUCAGGCAAUGUAUUUGGUCAAUUAGGUCUCUUGUUUCUUAUCUGCCUAUUAAUCUCUACUGCUUUCUCUUGCUUGAGACGUAGUUGCAGAGGUGAAACAUAGGCCAUAUGGAAGGGUGGAAUGGCUCCCUUCACUAAAGGACCAAGAUCUGUAGCAAAUUACCCCCAGCAAGAAGAGGGAAAACACAAAAGUAGGCAGUCAUCAGCCUGGCCAUCCACAUAUGCCCUUUUACAAGAUGCCUCUUAGGGCCAGCAAAAUGGUUCAGCAGGUAAAGGCACCAGCUAACAACCUGAAUUUGAUCCCUUGAACCCACACAUGUACCAUCCAUGGCACAUGUGCACACACAAAGAACUAAUCCUCCCCUCCCCUGACAAAUGGCUCUUAGGACAAUUUUCUCUAGCCAGGUAAGAAAUGUUUGCCUUAGGAUACAGCCCAAGACUGUAAAGUCCAUAAAGCCCAGUGACACCAUGUGAAACAGAAUGUUCUUUCCAGAUGAAGCUUCAAGGCAUGAGGAAACAUUCCUAGGAGUCCUGAACAAGGGCAGGAUGUAAAGCCUGGAGUUGGUCAAUGACUGCUUAUAGCUGGUAAAAUUGCUAUUUGUUUCGGUUUGUGACACCAAGAACCCCUAUGUCAAAAUGAGUUCCAAGUUCUCAUCCCUUUUGGUGGUGGUUUCUUCAUUGCUGUGACAAAUGCCUGAGAAAAUCAACUUAAAGAUUUAUUUUG